Molecule: messenger RNA, 582 nt
Organism: Oppiella nova
Lineage: Eukaryota; Metazoa; Arthropoda; Arachnida; Sarcoptiformes; Oppiidae
Source: the annotation of a GenBank genome assembly
UGGAAGGAUGUGUUUGAAAACAAUCAGAAAUACGGUUACGUCACACAAGUGCGACGAUUUGUUUUGCCACUUAAACCACAAUUGAAUGAUGCUAAACCGGGUGUAAAUUUGGUGGACUUGGACUACACUAAAGCCAGCGCUACUAUCAGUGCUGAUAAGUCUGUGGUUGAGUUAAAAUACGAGGCAAUCACUGGUUCAGGUCCGGCUGUUGGAGAGCUGCCAAGAAUUAACUAUCUAUUGAAUGGCAAAAAGUAUCGCUAUUUCUAUUCAAUACUACAGAGCGAUGGUGACAUGAAAACAAAAAUUAUGAAAUUUGACACAAAGACUAAAGAGUCGAUCGUUUGGUGGGAAGAGAGCGCCAUAUGUUCUGAACCCGUAUUCGUCGAGAAUCCGAGUAUUCAUUAUUCAGAUCCUAAUCAUGAAGACAACGGUGUGGUCCUGUGUUCAGUACUCUCUGAAUUGGACGAAACGGAAGGCUUUUUGUUGGUAUUGGACGCCAAGACAUUCACAGAGUUAGGUCGGGCCCGGUUUCGCACCAAAUCCGCGAUCACCGGUACUUUUCACGGAUACUUUGCGCAAUAA